Planococcus citri (citrus mealybug) is the source of this 1606-nucleotide messenger RNA. RefSeq names its product speckle-type POZ protein B-like. Gene Ontology annotation, cellular component: cytoplasm. Gene Ontology annotation, biological process: regulation of proteolysis; proteasome-mediated ubiquitin-dependent protein catabolic process. NCBI's taxonomy places the organism in Eukaryota, Metazoa, Arthropoda, Insecta, Hemiptera, Pseudococcidae. The record is from RefSeq and is a predicted model, not a curated record. The transcript has 2 exons. Bases 358 to 1488 code for a protein of 376 amino acids. Gene Ontology annotation, molecular function: ubiquitin protein ligase binding.
CAUGUGUGCGAUACGCGAUAGAUAGAGUACCUAGUUCAAUUCUUUAUUUAUUAGUGAUACAAAAAUUCAUUGAUAAAGUUUUUCAUCACGCAAUACGCAUGUGUUCGCUAUUCGUGUCUGUGUUUUAUAGUACCUAUAGUUAGAAUACAAAUGGUUACAGAAUUAUAUUACUCUUGUCAGAGCAUCAACGAUUUUAACCAAGUUUGAAGUUUUCCAAGGCAGUGUCUGUUUCAUCUCCGACAAGAUUACUUACAAAAAGUUGAAGCUCAGAGAAGACAAAAUCACUGAAGUACGUGCUAUCGACCCCUAAUAAAAUAAUACUAGAUAAAUUGUUGAUACGAAAUUCCAAAUUUGAUCAUGUCGUCGAAUGAAGCUAGCGUUUCAACGUGCACAUCCACUGAAGAUUUCUGGUGUAAUACAGUUGAAUUUCACGAAGCAGAGUUUGUUUGGAAAAUAAGUGAUUUCAGUUCUCUCGACGAGGUGAAUAAAAGCACAAAAUCCGGAAAAUUCUCAUCUCCUACAAACGAUAAGUUUAUAUGGUAUUUGGAUAUUCACUUCGGAGGCCUUGAGGACGAAACAGAUAUAUUUCGUUUUUAUCUAAAUCUGAAUAAAAAAAGCGCUUCUGAAAGAGUAUUCGCAAAAUUCACUUUUUCCAUUUUGGAUAAUCAAGAGGAAGAAAACUAUAAGCCUGUACCGAAUGUUCUGGGUCGUGAGUUCGGCAAUAACCACCGCGAUGAUCCAGGUUCUGAUGAUGAUGAUGAUGAUGAUGGUGAUGAUUCUUGGGGUUGGGAUGAUUGUCCCAAGGAAAACGAAAGUUUCAAAAAUAAAUUUUUGCAAAAUGAUACGUUAACGAUUUUAUUCCAGAUGAUAUUUUUCGAAAUAAACCAGAAAAAUGUAACUAGUAUGUUUCGCCGUUGUAACACUAUUCAUCUCAAACAACUUUCCGAUAAUUUGGCAUCGGUUCUUGAGAAUCCUAAUUUUGCAGACUUCACGAUUACAGCGAAAGGCAAAAAUUAUCAGGUUCACAAAAAUAUUUUAGCUGCACGUAGUACUUAUUUCGCCAAGAUGUUCGAAAGCGGAAUGAAAGAAAAUCAACAAAAUUGUGUAGAAAUUACCGACGUAAACGAAGAGAUUAUGGGUGAAAUGUUGAAAUUUAUUUACACCGGAGUAUGUGAAAAUUUGGAUAAAUUAGCCGACGACUUAUUAAUCGCUGCUGACAAGUAUGAUAUAGAUCAUCUGAAGAAGAUUUGCGUAGAGUCGAUUUACAGUAAGUCUUUAUGUGUAGAGAAUGCGCUGAAUACACUUAUAUUGGCGGACCAGUAUGAUGCAAAUGAACUUAAAUCAAAAGUGAUUGACUUCAUCGUAGCUAAUUCAUCUGAAAUAAUGGAGUCGGCGGCAUGGGAUGAAAUUAUGCCAGUGUAUCCUCAUCUCUUGAACAGUGUAUGUAAGGUGAUGCGGCAGUUUCUCGUAAUACCCAAAACUAAGUAGGCGUAAUUUUACUGAAUAUUUGUAAUGCCUGUAAUUAUUUUACCUAGUUUUUAAGCUUUUAUUUUAGUGUUUUUUUAUAGCUUAAACCUAAAUAAAUGAGCUUUUUUCUUCAAUUUGA